AUGGUGACCAUUACGAAACAGGCUGAGGGCGGAAGCCACGCGGCGCAGCCCACGGCUGCCAUCACCCAGAUCAGUGCCAAAUAUAUCCGUGCCGAAUCGUCUUCGUGGACGGUCAAGGGCCAGGCUGGGUCGAACACGACUGAACACCACACCGUGACACCCCCACGCACCAUUGCCGUGCCCCUGAAGCCAAAGGAAACCGGCGCCUCGGCUGUGAUGGAGAUUUUGACCGCUCUGAAGCUCAUCGCAUGUGGUCAGGAUCGCGAAGGUCCUUACUCAGGCAAUCCCCACGGGGCAAGAGGACCCCACACUCGCCGCCUAAUUUACCUUAGGUGGUCAGGUGUUAGCCCGACAGCUAGGGUUACGGGCCGCAAUCGCUGGUUGCUCGCCAGAAAAAUGAUAAAGCAUCGAACCACAGGAGUCAGGCGUCCAGAAUCCAGGCGAGCCCUCGCCCCUCUCUGCGCCGACCACGUUGAAGGCUUUUGCUCGUUGGCUGUCCUGGCUGCGAACUGCAUGCAUCCGAAAGGAAUUCAUUGCACGCUGACCCAUGAGCAACUCGAAACACACACACCGGGCCAAGCACACGGAGAAGCAGGUCGUGUGCCAUUCGAUGGGAGGGCAGCCUCGGCUUAUGGCGAACUGCCCGCUGCUUCCACACCGCCCGCAGGCUGUCUCAUGGGCAUUUGCAGUGCCGCCCUCCCCCUUGCACCUAAUAACGGGGGUCAACCCAGCCCCAGCGACCGCUCGACUUACGACUCAGCCGCAAGCCCUGGGUCUCCUGCUGGCUGCACCUAG
This is a messenger RNA of Verticillium dahliae VdLs.17, 795 nucleotides long. RefSeq lists its product as uncharacterized. The transcript is spliced from 3 exons. Bases 1 to 795 code for a protein of 264 amino acids. The record is from RefSeq and is a predicted model, not a curated record. NCBI's taxonomy places the organism in Eukaryota, Fungi, Ascomycota, Sordariomycetes, Glomerellales, Plectosphaerellaceae.